AUGGACUCCGAUGACGAUUUCGCCAGCAACGCCUCGUCGGCGGAUGAUAUCGAUCUGAACGAUGCGAAUAGUAGUGUAGAUUUUGGGGCUGCGGGUGAGUACAUACGUGACAUGCUGGCGGAUGUGUUUCGGGCGGCUUUGGCUGACUUUUGUUGAACUCUAGACUCGGACGUCGACAUCGAAGAUGAGUUCCAAGACGACGAGGACGAUGAGGUAUUCGACCCGUCGGAUAAGGAUUUAAAGCCGCAAAGGAAAGAGUUCGAGGUCGACUACAAGGUGUACAGUCCGCAGGAUAUCCAGGCACAGCAAGAUAAACAAAUCACAGACGUUUCCAACUUGCUCGAACAACCACACGAGGCGACUGCGAUUCUGUUACGGUAUGGGAGAUGGAAUAAAGAGCGACUGAUAGAGCAGUACAUGGACAGCCAAGAGGAGGUUCUGGAGAAGGCUGGCCUAGGUCAGGAUGUGGUCCGGGACCCACCGCGGCUCGAAACGAUUGAUGGCUUCAUGUGCGAUAUCUGCUGCGAGGACACACCAGAUCUGCAGAGCUUUGCCAUGAAGUGCGGACAUCGCUACUGCGUCAAUUGCUAUAGGCAGUAUUUGGCACAGAAGAUUCGGGAAGAGGGAGAGGCGGCGCGGAUCAGAUGCCCGGGCGACCGCUGCAAUAAUAUUGUAGACGCCAAGAGCUUGGAUCUGCUCGUCACUCCCGACCUGACCGAACGCUACCAUGAAUUGCUCAUGCGGACGUACGUGGACGACAAGGAGAACUUGAAGUGGUGUCCUGCACCCGAGUGCGUCUAUGCUGUGGAAUGCCCUGUCAAGCAGAAGGAUCUUAACCGGAUCGUUCCGACUGUGCAUUGCGAAUGCAAGCAUGCCUUCUGUUUUGGCUGUACCCUGGCGGAUCACCAGCCGUGUCCAUGCUCCCUUGUCAGGAAGUGGCUGAAGAAAUGCGAAGACGACAGCGAAACUGCGAACUGGAUAUCGGCCAAUACAAAGGAAUGUCCGAAAUGCCACUCGACCAUCGAGAAGAACGGAGGUUGUAACCACAUGACUUGCCGAAAGUGCCGAAACGAGUUCUGCUGGAUGUGCAUGGGUGUGUGGUCGGAGCACGGCACAAGCUGGUACAACUGCAAUCGAUUCGAGGAGAAGAGCGGUCUGGAUGCCAGAGACGCACAGGCUAGGAGCCGGCAGUCACUCGAGCGCUACCUGCACUACUACAAUCGCUACGCCAACCACGAACAAUCCGCACGACUGGACAAGAACAUCUUCGAGAAGACGGAGAAGAAGAUGCAAUUGCUGCAGAAUCAGUCCGGCCUAUCCUGGAUCGAGGUGCAGUUCUUGGAGAAUGCUUCGCAUGCGCUACAGAUGUGUCGGCAGACACUGAAGUGGACCUACGCGUUUGCUUACUACCUCGCGCGCAACAACCAGACGGAGAUCUUUGAGGAUAACCAGAAGGAUCUGGAAAUGGCAGUGGAGAAUCUGUCCGAGAUGUUUGAGAAGCCGACGGAGGAGUUGAAGGCGCUCAAGGUUCCGAUGAUGGAUAAGACUGCGUAUUGUCAUAAUCGUCGGGUAAUUCUGUUGGAGGAUACGGCGAAGAAUUUGAAGGAAGGUGAGUGAGGAGACACGAUCUUUGACGUUUCAUCGUGUGAGUAGAGUGCUGACUGACUUGACUGGUAUACAGGCAACUGGCAGUUCAAUGUUGAGCUCUCUUAG
Molecule: messenger RNA, 1713 nt
Organism: Lecanosticta acicola
Lineage: Eukaryota; Fungi; Ascomycota; Dothideomycetes; Mycosphaerellales; Mycosphaerellaceae
Source: the annotation of a GenBank genome assembly